Eucalyptus grandis is the source of this 1429-nucleotide messenger RNA. Its product is annotated as E3 ubiquitin-protein ligase MARCHF3. Gene Ontology annotation, molecular function: ubiquitin-protein transferase activity; zinc ion binding. Gene Ontology annotation, biological process: protein ubiquitination. The record is from RefSeq and is a predicted model, not a curated record. Gene Ontology annotation, cellular component: membrane. NCBI's taxonomy places the organism in Eukaryota, Viridiplantae, Streptophyta, Magnoliopsida, Myrtales, Myrtaceae. The transcript is spliced from 9 exons. Bases 381 to 944 code for a protein of 187 amino acids.
ACCCCCUUUCCCUUUCCUGCAAGAAGCUUCUCUCUUUCUUGAGCAUUUGAUCUUCCUCACAUGCUCAUCAAGGCCGUUCCUCUAUAUCAGUUCAGCUUUUCGCGAGCUGCUUCUCUCUUGCCGACUCUCUCUCUCUCCGUACAUUGGUUUGAGUGCAGAACACGAGUUGGGACUGAAUAUGGGGAUGACAAUAGUUGGUUCCUUUGCGGUUUUCUUAUUCUCGUUUCCGUCAUUCUCGGUUUAAGGCAUAAUGAAGAUGGGUCGCCAUUCCAGAAUUCAGAUGUGUGAGGGAGCUCAUUGAGGUUUUAUCUCUUUCAAGUUGGUUCAGAAGGUUCUGCUUGUAUCUAGAAGAUCUGUUUGUGCGAAACAGCUUUCUAGGGAUGGGGGACCAUUUCAUGUUGGUCGUGAAUCGUUUAACUGCUGACUCUACCUCAGAAGCUGCUAUUGAGAGUGAGGACAGUAUUCGGCAGGUGUUGAUGUCUCCGUGUAAAGAACCUACAGCCGAUAUUUCUACUGGUGAGAUGAACAUGACAAUCCUCUCCACUCGGAGGGAGUUGGUACAGUGUAGGAUUUGCCAUGAUGACGAUGAAAACUUAAAUAUGGAAACACCAUGUGCGUGCUGCGGCAGCUUGAAGUAUGCUCACCGUGACUGCGUCCAGAGAUGGUGCAGUGCGAAGGGUGACACCACCUGUGAGAUUUGCCUCCAGCAAUUCACACCUAACUAUACAGCACCGCCUCCUCUGAUCCGGCAAGGAAGUUUUCCUUUGAGCUUCAGGGGAAUUUGGGGAAUUACCAGAAGGGAUCUGCUUGACCCACGAACCGUAGCAACGGUUUCUUCGGAUAAUGAUUUUUCAGAUACUGACUUUGAGGAUUACUCAACUCCUUCUGGGGGGUUGAUGUGCUUCCGCAUAGUUACCAUAAUUUUUAUAGUUCUUCUCUCCUGAAGCAAACUUUACCAAUUGUGCUCAUCGGAGCUGGAGAUUACUCACUGCCAUUGGUCACGUUACUUCUGUUCCUUGUGGUCAAAGCAUGCUCUGCCAUCCAGCAUCGACGUCAACAGGUUCCUCACUUGUCGCUAGAGAUGAGUGAUGAAGAAAACGAGUUGCCACCGAUGGAGCCUCUCCCAUGAUAGCGGCGGCCACCUCUCUCAGUUGAAAUGAGGACAAGGAACUGCUGGUAAUAGCACGGCUGUUGAAUGAUACCGUAAAGAUUCUGAAGACGUCCCAUUACGGCCGCAGAAUCCUUGGAUUCAAGAAUGAGAGCAGCAAGUUCGGUGCUGGGGAAAGCAUCUCCAUCUAAAUCACGGUUACAGAAGAAUGUAAAUAUCAAUACCUUCUCCCUCCUGUCUAUUCGACGGUUGAAUGUGCUUAUGAACUCAACGCUGACAUUGAGCAGGAAACUCGAUCAAGAACUCUACAUUUGCACACUA